AUGGCCUACACGCUUUAUAUCGGCAACAAGCGAUACUCGUCCUGGUCCAUGCGGCCGUGGGUGCUCCUCAAGGCGCUCGACAUCCCCUUUGACGAGAAGCUGCAGCUCUUCAAGCCGGGACAGCGCCAGCCCGACUUCCUCGAGUUCUCGCCCACCGGCAAGGUCCCCUGUCUGUACGACGCCGAGCGCAAGCACGUCGCCGUCUGGGACUCGCUCGCCAUCUGCGAGUACCUCGCCGAGAAGCACCCGGCCGCGUGGCCCCGCGACCCCGUGGCCCGGGCCUUUGCCCGGUCCGCCGCUUCCGAGAUGCACUCGAGCUUCGCCGCCAUUCGCGACGAGUGCUCCAUGAACGUCGGCUUGCGCAUCGAGCUCGGCGAGCCAAGCGACGGGCUGAAGCGCGAUCUGGAGAGACUCACCGCCCUGUUCGGCGAGGGCAUCCAGAGGUUUGGCGGUCCGUUCUUGGCCGGCAGCAGCUUCACGGUUGCCGACGCGUUUUAUGCGCCCAUUGCCUCGAGGGUGAAGACGUUUGGGAUCCGGCUUGACGGCGCGGCGGGGGAGUACCUGGACCGGCUGUAUGAGCAUCCUGCUGUGCAGGCGUGGAUUCAAGAGGGCAUUGCCGAGGCGGAGAGGGAGCCGGGCCAUGAAGAGGACUGUGUGAGGGGCCGUAGGAUUUUGCAAGAUUUGUGCAAAUAA
This is a messenger RNA of Metarhizium brunneum ARSEF 3297, 693 nucleotides long. It is a transcript of the gene sspA, whose product is annotated as Stringent starvation protein A. Gene Ontology annotation, biological process: glutathione metabolic process; L-phenylalanine catabolic process. Gene Ontology annotation, molecular function: glutathione transferase activity; maleylacetoacetate isomerase activity. Lineage: Eukaryota; Fungi; Ascomycota; Sordariomycetes; Hypocreales; Clavicipitaceae. The record is from RefSeq and is a predicted model, not a curated record.